This is a messenger RNA of Formica exsecta, 752 nucleotides long. RefSeq names its product cytochrome b-c1 complex subunit Rieske, mitochondrial-like. Gene Ontology annotation, biological process: mitochondrial electron transport, ubiquinol to cytochrome c. Gene Ontology annotation, molecular function: quinol-cytochrome-c reductase activity; 2 iron, 2 sulfur cluster binding. The coding region runs from base 1 to 723 and encodes 240 amino acids. The record is from RefSeq and is a predicted model, not a curated record. Lineage: Eukaryota; Metazoa; Arthropoda; Insecta; Hymenoptera; Formicidae. Gene Ontology annotation, cellular component: membrane. The transcript has 4 exons.
AUGUUGCUAAUAAAAAUGUCUUUUACAAAGCCAUACGUUCUCAAUAUCUUCAUCGCGAAUUACGAUAAAUAUCUAUCAUUCUUGCUACAACCGUAUCCAAUAAACCACUUCAAAAAAUUGUACAGAUAUGCCCAUACUGAUAUACCGAGGCCUAAUUUCGAAGAAUAUCGACGAAAAUCUACGCAAGAUCCCGAAAAACCGGCUGCGAAAAAUGCCGAUAGAAGAAAAGCGCUGAGCUGCGUUGCCUCUUUCACUGGUGGAGUUGCUGCAUUGUAUGCCUUCAAAGCUCACUUAUUACAUCAUAUACUUUUCUUGUCGCCUUCGCGAGAUAUAUUAGCGGAAGCUCAAUUAGAAGCGAAAUUAGAUGAUAUACCGGAAGGAAAAGUAUCGGUCAUUAAGUGGCGCGGAAAACCUGUUUUUAUUUAUCACCGGUCUCAAUCGAUUAUCGAGCAGGAGAGAGCCAUGAACUUAUCGGAGCUACGCGAUCCGGAAACGGACGACAACAGGGUCAAAAGGCCGGAAUGGCUAGUCGUGCUGGGGAUCUGCACGCACUUGGGAUGCGUACCAAUUCCGAAUGCCGGCAUUAUACCGGGCGGUUUUUUUUGUCCGUGUCACGGUUCGCAUUUUGACGCGUCCGGUCGCAUACGAAAAGGCCCGGCGGCGACCAAUUUAGAGAUACCCGAGUACAAAUUCAUAACCGACAACAGGAUCAUUAUCGGAUGAUGUGUAUAUUUUUUUAGAUUGAAAUAGAU